Funneliformis mosseae is the source of this 2145-nucleotide messenger RNA. NCBI's taxonomy places the organism in Eukaryota, Fungi, Glomeromycota, Glomeromycetes, Glomerales, Glomeraceae. The record is from the annotation of a GenBank genome assembly.
AUGACCAUGGAUUUUGAAGAAAUAGGCGAACAAACUUACUUAGAUCGGAGUGGAUCGUAUGAAAUCCUAUAUGCUGAUAGUGACCAACAAAAAUACCCCAUGUCACUUGAGAAUAUCUUAAAUGCUUCAACUGAUGAUUCAAUUGACGCGAAAAUUAAACUCAAUUCGCAAGUCAAUAGGGAUGAUACUUAUGAGGUUAUCCUCAAUAAAAUGAGUAUAGAACAUUUGUUGCAAAAUAAUGAUGAGAGAGAGGAAAACUUCCUUAACUGUACAGAUUAUUUUUCAGAAAUAUCCAAGGAUGAUAUCGAAGAUUUUAAGAAAAACGAGUUGAUGGAUGAUUUUGAAUUUAUCAUCAAUAAUGACAUAAAUGAAAGAAUCAGCGUAGUUGAGAGUGAUGAAUCAAUCAACUCGUCUGUAGAUGUAUCACAAGGAUCUGGUUCUGAAGAACAAAUGAAACGAGAAGUUUCAUUUGAGAGUUCGGAUCGCUCACUAAGUUUCGACGAUACGAAUAUGAAUAAUAUGAAUAAUAAUGAAUUUUUAAGAGAUUUAAGAGCAACUGAUUUAACAAUUGAAGGGAUACUCAAUAUGUCUCAAUCCGAAACAAAUGUACAGAAAGUUACAGCGAAUGUACCAAUCAAUGAUAAUCAAGUUGUAAUUAAAGAUAUGUUUUGGCAAGAUGAACAUCAAAAUGAUUCUACCGAUUUACCAAGGUUUCAAUAUCUUUCAGAAGAAGGCCUUGAAAGCGAGCAAGAUGAACAAGACUUCACCCCUCGCCAGGAUGAUUUGAUCGGAUUAAGUAUGAUAAUUCCAGAGAUGCAUAAUGAACUUGAACAAAUAUAUGAUGAUGACAAGGGCAUCGAUGGAUCUAUUAAUAUUAUUGGAGACGAUAACAUGGAGACUGUAAAGGAAACUAAUGGCAACCAAUUAUAUGAAUAUCACGAACUCAUGAACGAACAUCUCAAUUUUCACGAACAACCUUACUCUAGGUUUGACAAUAUGAUAUUUGAAACAUCCUAUACAAAUUCACAAUCAGAUUCAUCAGUAGAAAAUGAGCUACUUCCGAUCCUUUCUAACGUUUCUGUAAGUGAUCAAAGUUUAGAUAAUAAUGAAAUCAUCAAAUCCAAUGUCGAAAAAAUUUCAAGCGAUUUACAACUAUCUGAACAAAUUGAUACCUGCGAUGAUAGGAUUUAUCCAUCCGAUAAAAGCAUUUUACAAAAAAAAAGUGACGGUUAUGUACAGAACAUAAAUGUACCAUCUUCCGGCGAAAAGGUAAUAAACGAUACUGUAAAUGUUGGUACUUCUAAAGAAAAAUCUCACGUGAACGAUUCGGUAAUGGAAUCUAUUAAGUGUGGAAAUGGAACAUCUACAUCUCUUAAAGGAGCAAAUAAAUUAGCCAAGACAUCGUCAGUAAUAGUAACUAGAAGUAUGAUUGCCUCACUCAACUUAAAAGAAUCAUCUACAAGUUUAAUGAAUUUAGAAGAAAAGAAACAGCUGCUCCAUGAAGUACGCAGAAAGAAAAUGUUGUUACAUAAUAGUAUCCUUCAGAGUGAGCAAGAAAAAAUCGUUGGAGAAUUAGAUAGAGAGGAUGGUGCGAAAUUCGAAUCACCUAGUUCUCUUAUAUCUUCUAAAAAAAAAGCACCUAAUAAAUUCAACACAACACUCAAUCGAUUAACUAGACAAAAUACAAAUAGGAAUAAAGAAUAUCGAUGUGAACUCAAUGUAGUAGUAAUACAAAAGAACAUUCCAAAACCGUUAAGCCCAGCUUCAAAACUUCAUGAGAAAAUGAAAAAUGGAGGAGGGAUGGUCUCUGCUUUAAGGUCACGUAAUAGCCAUGGAAAUGAUAAUAUGGGCUCGCACAUUCCCGUCUUGAAGUCACGUGGUGAACGACAAAAUCAAGAAAUAGUUGCGUCUUCUAAUAAAGGAGUUCAUUGGGAUGAAGACAGAUUGACACAAGAAUUGUCUCAUGAUGUAAGAUCGUCUCCCAGAAUAGCAAGACAAAAACCAACUCUUAAAUCAUGUUUAAAAUCAACGAAUCCACCCAUAGAUUCGCUGGGAAAUGUUCUUAAUGCAAAUAGUAGUUUAACACCAGUGGUAAAACGGGGAAUCAAAGUUACCAUAAAACAAAUUAAGUAUAGAGGUGAAUAG